CUCCCCUUCCUUUCCUUUACUAAUUUUUAUCCAAACUAAAUAUCGAGCGAACUCCAUUAAUGCAUCUUUCCGAAAGCUUCUCAUCAGCUCAAUUCUCACUGUUCUUGUACAAUGUGUUUUCUGGCCUGACAAAGGUUUUGAGCAUUGGAAGCAACUCUGUACAGGCGGAGAGAUAGUUUGCCUCGGAUGGAUUGAGAGCGAUUUUGGGGGAGAGAAUGAACGUUAUCGGAAGACAGAUGGCGAGAUCUAGUGCCACGGCGCACCACCAUCGGCAAUUCUCCGAUAACUUCCUGGACGCCACGUUCAACGCGAAAUGGAUUCAGUCCACGAAUUUUCUCUCUUCACAGAUUUUGGAUUGGAUACUAUGGACGAGGUCAGGGGUGAAAAGUGAGCAGGAAGUCACUGGACCCGGAAUCGCCUCCGGUAAGUUCGAGGUCGUCUAGUUUGAGAAAGAACGGCGACGAGCACGUUUUGCCCAUUGAGUUUAGGAAUGAGGGCUUUUUUCCCCGUUAAAAAAAGAACCACGUCGUUUUGGAGUGCGGAUUGUUUUUUUUUUUUUACGGUCCGUAAAAUACUUUGAAUGGAAUUUUGAUAUUCGUCGUUGCUGUUUUUCUAAUUAGUUUGAUUGUGUACUUGAGAGCUGAAUAUUUUUCUCCAGCAAUUUAAUUAAAUAAAUGAUUUUCAUUGUA
Molecule: messenger RNA, 689 nt
Organism: Rubroshorea leprosula
Lineage: Eukaryota; Viridiplantae; Streptophyta; Magnoliopsida; Malvales; Dipterocarpaceae
Source: the annotation of a GenBank genome assembly